CACGGCUGCUUCCAUCUAUCCCUGCACUUCUCUGCGCUCAUCAAUUAGGCACAAAUUAAGCCGUUGUAGAUGCUUUAACUGCCGUCCUUUCGCAACUUUGAAGAGGAUUGGUUUCCGCGGACGGGGAACCCGGACAAGUUUUGUGUUUUGGAGUGCCGGUGGGGGGGGGGGAAGCGGAGAAGAAGCGAAACGCAGUCAUGCCCUCAGUGAUGGAGCGCUCUGGGGCUGGGGUCCUGUCCAGGAGCAGAGCCAAAACCGUCACUAACGGCAGCAGCCAGCCCCACUCUGAGGAGGAGAGCAGCGAUGAAGAGCACGCUCAUGACAGCAUGAUCAGAGUUGGAGGAGACUACCAGGCCCAGAUCCCAGAGUUCAAACCAGACAGUCCAGCCCGCUACAAUGAGAAGGACCAGAGGAGCAUGCUGGUCUGGUGUCCCAACACUCAGCUCUCAGAUAAUAUGUUGGAUGAGUACAUCCUUAUGGCUAAAGAAAGACAUGGAUACAACAUGGAGCAGGCUUUGGGGAUGUUGUUAUGGCACAAACACGACGUGGAGCGCUCGCUGGCUGACCUGGCCAACUUCACGCCGUUCCCAGACGAGUGGACGGUCGAGGACAAAGUUCUGUUUGAGCAGGCCUUCAGCUUCCACGGCAAGAGCUUCCACCGCAUCCAGCAGAUGCUUCCAGACAAGCUGAUCUCCAGCUUAGUGAAGUAUUACUACAGCUGGAAGAAGACCAGAACCAGAACCUCCGUCAUGGAUCGACAGGCCCGGAGGCUCAUCAGCAAGAGAGAGAAAGAUGAUAGCAACGAUGAGGUUGAAGAAGGAGAGCCGGGUGAAGAAAGCGACUUCGAGGUCGACGCAAAAAAAGAGGCCGUAAAGCAGAACAGCAGCAACGCAGAGAAAGCCCCGCCCAGCCGGUCCGGCCCGGUGAAGAAGGAGAGCAUCGGGGCUCAGUACAGACACCACCCACUCAGAGCUCGCCGCAGACCGCCCAAAGGCAUGCACCUGGACCAGACCGACAUCACGGCUCUGUCCACCUCCCAAGAUGCCGGGGUUCUGUCCGUACGUCAGCUGGACACACACCUGGUGUCGCUCAAGAGACAGGUUCAGUCGAUCAAACAGAUCAGCAGCAGCUUGAAACAGAGCCUGACUGAAGGUGUCGACGUUUUCAGACCAGCAGAGCCUGCCCCGAAGAUGAACUCUCGUUGGACCACAGAGGAGCAGCUGCUGGCCGUGCAGGCCAUCCGUCGCUACGGUAAAGACUUCACAGCAAUCGCCGAGGUGAUCGGCACCAAGACGCCUCCUCAGGUGAGCUCGUUCUUCGUCAGCUACCGGCGACGCUUCAACCUGGACGAGGUGCUGAGGGAGUGGGCCGCCGAGCAGGUGGCCACCAGCCGGGACCAGAAAGACGCCCGCCGGAGCAGCGAGGAGCUGGCGGCCGACGGAGGAGGCGGCGAGGAGGAGGAGGUGAAGAUGGAGGACUCCCCUCCAGACCCCUGCAGCUCCUCCUCUCCUCCCUCCGUCACCCCUUCCUCUCUCUCCCAGCCCCCUCCUCUGCUGCGCCCGGCCCCGCCCUCCGCCCCCCCGAGCCUCCUCCGCCAGCCGCCGCCUCUCCAGACGCGGCCGCUCCAGAACCGAGCACCGCACAAUCACCCACCUCCUCCGCUCAUCCGACCCGCCGUCACCUCCUCCUCUUCCUCCUCCAGCCUCAGGGGUUCUCCACCCAGCUCAUCAUCCGCUGGAUGCCAGAUGCCUCCGUCGCUGGUCGGCCUCAAAGUGGAGCAGCCCAACUCGCACUGAUACUAGCUUCUUCGUCACAUGAUGGCGCUCAGGUGAACAGCUACCUCCAAACCGCGGCUACACCAACCGACAGGUAGAAUCACAAAACUCACCAAACCGUAAGAGAAACACGAACAUCUGGAAAACAGGAGGAGUCUCCCACAUCUGAGCCAAAUCUGCAUUUUAAGACGGGUCAUGUGAAGAAAUCGCUUUUAUUUCUGAGCUUUACUUUAAAUUUUUAGACCCUUAGAGCUGCAGUGUGUAACUCUUAUUAAAAAAAUAUUUUUUACAUAUUUAUUGAAACUGUCACCAUGUUGUGACAGUUUGAGAGGCAGAUAAUCUGUGAAAAGAUCGAUCUCCUCCCGGUGCUACUAUUGCUGUCUGAAAUGCAACGCUCCCAAGCAAAAAUAACCAAUCAGAGUCAGGAGGCGGGUCUUAGCGCUGUUAGUCAACGUGAUGAACUCACUGCUAAACGUUCUAAUCACAGAAAAAAACAGGAAAACCAUUUAUGUGCCGACAUUGGUGGCUAUGUUAACUUGCCUUAGCUUUCAUGACAGGCUAUGCUAGCUGCUGCGUAGCAGAGAGCAAGGGGAGAAAGUGAGGAUAGGAUAAGUAGUGCCAAACAUAAGGUGAUUGACAGCGCUAAGACCCGCCUCCUGGCUCUGAUUGGUUGUUUCUAGUUAGCACUGGGAGAAGAUUAAGGUUUUUGGGAGGCUUUUUUUCCCCACAGAUGAUCUGUCCUACUAUAUUGAUAUGACAUAAUGGCAGUUUCAACAAAUAUGUAAAAGUAUAUUCUGUAAAAGUUACAUAUUGCAGCUUUAAAGAUGAGGAAAAACGGUACAAAAGCGUAGAGAAGCCGAGUCUGUUGUUGUGGAUUUAGGUAGUUGAAUCUGUUGCUUCCAGUUUAAGUUAAAAAGAAAUGAAGAAGAGCUGCAGCUCUUCAGUAUAACUGGAGCCAUAUUUAAGGUUGAGUCCUAGAUAGACUGUUAGUGACUGUAAGUAGCGUAGAUCGUGCAUACUGAUGACGACUGAGCACAAAGGAGGCAAUGAGACGACGAGAACUUUAAUUUACUUACCUCUGGCACCUCAGAGUACCAAUUAAUCCAAUAAAGUCACAUUUUCCAUCAA
Gambusia affinis (western mosquitofish) is the source of this 2903-nucleotide messenger RNA. It is a transcript of the gene rcor2, whose product is annotated as REST corepressor 2. NCBI's taxonomy places the organism in Eukaryota, Metazoa, Chordata, Actinopteri, Cyprinodontiformes, Poeciliidae. Gene Ontology annotation, biological process: regulation of transcription by RNA polymerase II; negative regulation of DNA-templated transcription. Gene Ontology annotation, cellular component: histone deacetylase complex; transcription regulator complex. The transcript is spliced from 13 exons. Bases 198 to 1796 code for a protein of 532 amino acids. Gene Ontology annotation, molecular function: transcription corepressor activity. The record is from RefSeq and is a predicted model, not a curated record.